AUGUCCCCAGAAUAUGCGAUGAAUGGGACAUUCUCGAUGAAGUCAGAUGUGUUCAGCUUUGGGGUCUUGCUUCUUGAAAUUAUAAGUGGCAAGAGGAAUAAAGGCUUCUGCGACUCGGAUAGUAAUCUUAAUCUUCUCGGACACGUGUGGAGAAAAUGGGAACAAGGUCGAGGUCUAGAGAUAGUAGACGUCAUAGAUACGACAUCACGGCCACGUGAAAUCUUAAGAUGCAUACAAAUCGGUCUAUGGUGUGUUCAAGAACUUGUAGAGGAUAGACCAGUGAUGUCGUCAGUAGUUUUGACGCUCGGAAGUGAACAAGUAUUGAUUCCUCAACCUAAACAGCCAGGUUACUGUCUCGGCAGCGGAAGUUCUCUUGAUGAUACCAAACAUCGUGACGACGAAGCUGGCACAUUCAAUCAAAUCACCAAGUCGAUCAUUGACGCUAGAUGA
Molecule: messenger RNA, 450 nt
Organism: Eruca vesicaria subsp. sativa (arugula)
Lineage: Eukaryota; Viridiplantae; Streptophyta; Magnoliopsida; Brassicales; Brassicaceae
Source: the annotation of a GenBank genome assembly